Molecule: messenger RNA, 1104 nt
Organism: Recurvomyces mirabilis
Lineage: Eukaryota; Fungi; Ascomycota; Dothideomycetes; Mycosphaerellales; Teratosphaeriaceae
Exons: 2
Coding region: 1-1104 (367 amino acids)
Biological process (GO): transport
Source: RefSeq, a predicted model, not a curated record
AUGCAGGUACAGCUCCUUUGCAGCCUUGUGGCGGCGGCCUCUUUGACUUUGGCAGACUCGUCGAACGCUGCUCCGGCCACUCUCCAGAACGUCAACUAUGGCGCCUUCACGCAGACAGCCACCUACUCCAUAGCCAAUCAGCUGGGCUUCUUCACGGCCUAUGGACUCAAUGUUACAUACCUCCAGGUACCCAACUCCACCUACGGCUACGCACAACUGCUCAAUGGCGGCUACGACAUCAUCACUGGCACAAUCGACAAUGCCGUCAACCUGCGAUUCAAUUCGAAGAACAACCUCACCGUGAUCGGUCAGCUCGACCAGGGUCCUGAAUUGAGCAUUGCUGCCAUCCCUAACAUUACGGAUCCCACGCAGCUACAGGGCCUGUCCUUGAUGGUCGACUCACCUGUUAGCGGCUAUGCAUACAUCUUGAGAAAAGUGCUCUCCCUCUAUGGCUUGUACCUUGAGAAGGGCGACUACACUUUCCAGACUGUCGGCUCGACCAACAUUCGCUAUGCAGACCUCGUCGCUGGCCACUUGCCAAAUGGCACUCCAGUCUAUGCCACCAUCUUGACCUACCCAUUCACCAGCGAAGCAAUGGCAGUCGUGCCUACCACCCAAAGACCAAACAUCAUCGCCAGGGUUACAGACUUCAUCCAGCCCUUCUCGUCCUCCGCCUUCACCAUACGUGAAGCGGCGCUGGGCAACAGCACCGAGCGCGCUAUCAUCCGCUGUUUCAUGGCAGCCAUGUACGCUGCCAACCAGUACCUUGCAAGCGAAUCGCAGAAAUCGCAAAAAUGCAGCAUCGGGGCCAUCGCCGCCCAGCUGAACGUCUCCACCGCUGUCGCAACAUCGGCGUACAACUCAGCCAUCGACCCGCUGACUGGUGAGACAUCAAACCCAGGUGGCAACUUCACCGUCAACCGCCAAGGGCUGCUGAAUGUCAUCGAUGUGCGAAGUCAGUUUGGUGGUUUCGCCUCGGUGCCCGCUCAUUUCAACUACGCCCAAGCUAUUGUGCCGGGAGCUGGAAAGUUGAUUGAUUACACGGUGACUGAUGAAGCGAUUGCCGCAACGAAUAGUUACAAGCCGAAGGGCAAUUGCUCAUGA